AUAAAGAACGUGCAGCAGGAGCUCAAAAACAACAUCGGUCUCGUCAGGCAAGAAAUCGGCCACGUCAAGCAAGAGCUCAAAAACGAUAUCGGUCUCGUCAAACAGGAGCUUAAAGAAUUCAAGGACAACGUCAAGGCCCAAUACCAGCGCCUUGAAGCCCAGAUCCGUCAAUCCCAUGCCUACAUGCGGAACAACGCUUUAAGGAAUCCGACUCUCCCCAUCCGCCCUGUUGUU
Colletotrichum godetiae is the source of this 234-nucleotide messenger RNA. RefSeq lists its product as uncharacterized. The annotation marks the transcript as partial. NCBI's taxonomy places the organism in Eukaryota, Fungi, Ascomycota, Sordariomycetes, Glomerellales, Glomerellaceae. The record is from RefSeq and is a predicted model, not a curated record. The transcript has a single exon.